Messenger RNA from Tetrahymena thermophila SB210, 8358 nucleotides. Its product is annotated as WD domain, G-beta repeat protein. The transcript has 11 exons. NCBI's taxonomy places the organism in Eukaryota, Ciliophora, Oligohymenophorea, Hymenostomatida, Tetrahymenidae. The record is from RefSeq and is a predicted model, not a curated record. Gene Ontology annotation, molecular function: protein binding.
AUGUGUGUUAGAAAUUGCAGUUCAUAGUUAUUCUACUAAGAGUCAUCUUCAAAAUGUGUGGCUAUCUGCUCAAGCAAUGAAAUUGCUGAUAGCGAAUAUAGGAUUUGUAGAUCAUUAAACUUAUGCUCAAUUCUUUCUUAGCAAGGAAACAUAUUUCAUUCUUACCCUGUGUCAAACAUAUUAAUUUUGACUCCACAAAAUACAACUUAAGAAGUGAUAAUAUCCUUUAGUAACAAUGAUAAUAAUAUUUAUAUGUGGGAUUCUUAAAAUGGAUAAUUAAUAUCAGAAAUCAAUGUUCAUACAUCACCUGUUUUAAAAAUUAUACUCUUAGAAGACUAGAAUCAAAUUUUAAGUUUCUCAUAAAGUGGUGAGGUGAUUAUUUGGAACGUUAAUAAUGGAAAUAUCAGUUAAAAGUAUAAUGUUACUUUUGGACAGCUCACUGAAAAUAGUGAGUUAAAUGAUAGUAGAGAUAAAAUAUGUUCUUUUGGAUACUAAGGAGAAUUCUACAUAAAUGACUUGAAAAAUAAAAAUUAAAAGUAGUUUAUAGGGCAUUCAAAUAUAGUUGAGCAAAUAAUAUUUUUAAAUGAAGACAAUAGUGCUAUAACUUCAUCCUUAGAUAACACUAUCCUGUUUUGGGAUUUAGAGCAAGUAAAUUAUUAUCGCUUAUUGUGUGUCCAUAAUGGUCCUCCCUCUUAGAUUAGUUUACUGUAAAAAAAAUACCUCUUUUCUUUAGGCGGUUUAGGCUCUGAUGGCUUUUCUAUUAAAAUAACUGACCUUUCUGUUGCUUAGUCACAGUGUAAAAGCUAUAAUUUAAAUCAUAAAAGUCCAAUCAUAAAUAUGAUUUUAGAUUAAAGUCUAUCCAGACUUGCAUCUAGUUACAUUUAGCAUUCUUAGGAAGUUAAAUACUUAGAUUAUGAAGAUGAAUGUAGUAUUUUUGCAAGUACUUCUUUAGAUGGAUAAAUAUUUAUUUAUGACUUAACAACUGGAGUCUUAUUAUAAAAGUUUAUUCAUCCAUCUUAUGUAAAUACUAAUCCUUCCUAAUACCCAUAAGGUUUAUAUUUGUAAAUAUCUAGAGUUGGAGGAAUAGUUUGCGUUUCUUACAGUGACUUUAGUGUAGUUUGCUUUAAUGGAAUUACAAAAAAAGUAAUUUCUUCUAUAAAUAUGAAAGAAAAUAUACUUAAUAUACAUAAAGAUGAUAUAGGAAAAUAUAUUGCAAUAGUUACAUAAAACACUAUUAAUUCUUAUAAUAUAAUAACAGGAUAAAUAGAAUAUCAAUAAACUAUCAAAUCAGGAUUUUUAAAAUCUUUCUUAACUUAACAGCAAUAACUACAACUUUUCACUAUUUCACAAGAUUUAUUUCUAACUUACAGGAGUUUUCCAUCUUUACAGAUAUUGGACACAAAUGAUAUUAUUUAGUCUUAAUUUGAUUCUAAUUAUGGAAAUUUACAAGGCUAUAAUUUUUAUGUAGAUUUUUCUUUUAUGAUUGUCUACUUUAGCUUAGGAAAAGUAUAUUUAUUAGAUGCAAACUUAAAUUUAGUCAAGCUUAGUGAUGAAAAAACUUAAUUGUCAGUGUGUAUUGUUGGAUAUUAUGUUGUUUUCUGUGCAACAGGACCACCUAGUAAUGUAAUUGUUAGGAGUUUCGAUGAUUCAUAUUUUUUUGUUGAUGGUUAAGGGUAUCCACUUGAUCCAUUUCUGAACGUUGUAGUAUCAUAUAACUUCCAAAAAGCAUUUUCAGUGAGAAAUUUUGGUGCCUUUGGUGGGAAUAUUUUAGUAGGAAGUUUAGUUGAUUUGUCCGCCGAAUAAUCUUUUUAUACUAAUACAGUUAUUAUUGGGUUGAAGAUUGAUGAUACAAGACAAAGAGCUAUAUAUUAUGAACACUCAGGAUAAAUUACUGUUAGUCAUUUUGUACCAGACACUUCUUCAUUACUUUCUAGAUACAAUGAUACUACUCCAAUAAAUAAAAUUUAUCUCUUAAAUCAAGAUAAUAUUUUACUUAUUUUAUCAAAUUACCUUUCUACAAUUAGUUAUUUAGAUUACACUUUAAUUAUGUUCAAUUCAUUUCAUAAUUUACCACCUACUGAUUGCUUAAUUGAUAAUGAGCAAGGAAUUAUUUAUAGCUAUAAUCAAGAUAUAUAAAAUAAUUUAUAAAUGUGGUACUACAAAAGAGGAGAAUCUGUACCUUUAAUUUUACCAACUAAAAGCAAGAUUAAUGGAUUAGCAAUAUCAAAGGUUGAAAAUAUAUUAUUUUCAUAUUCUUAAGAUGGAUAAAUUUUCAUUUGGGAUUUUAAAAAUGUCAACCUAAUUAAAAUUCUAUCUGUAAAUAACUAAGCUAACAUUAUUAAUCUUCUGUUAUUUAAUGCAUAUACCCCUCUUUGUAUAUCUAUUAGUUCCGAUUUUAGCACUGUUAUAACUAAUUAUCAAAACGGAAUAAUUUAGAGAGUGAUUACUAAAAAUGGUUCGACAAACAUAGUGAUUGAUCAAGAUAAUUAAAGAUUAUUUAUUUUAGGUUAGAGUAUUGCAGUAUACUAAGCAGCCAGUGGAUAAAAAAUUACAGAAUUUCUUUAAUUUGAUGGAACAGUGUAAAAUCUACUGAUCUAAGAUAGCUAUCUUAUAGCAUAUGCUAAUUAAGUAAUUAUGUCAAUUGAUAGAACUAGUCUAUAACAAUUGUUUACAGGUAAAUUUACAAGGACUAUAUUUUAAAUAUAAGUUAUGAAGAAUUUAGUUGGCAUGAUAGCAUAUAAGGAAAAUUAUUAAAUAGAGAUUUGGAACUUUUAGAGUGGAAUUAUGCUUUCUUCAAUUGUUGAUUAAUAAUAUGGCAAUCCUUUCAUAAAUCUAUUCAUAGAUGAAGAAUCUGAUUUUUUCUUGGUUUAAAACACCUUAAAUAUUUUAGAAACAGUCUUACCUUUCUAGCAAACUAUAAGCCCGAUUAAAGAUUUGAUUUAUACUAAAGUUGCAAACACAGGUGAUGUAGAAUCUAUAAUUAUUGAUAAAUAAACCAAUUAACUUAUUAUUUACAAUUAAGCAUAAAUCGAAAUAAGAAAAUACUAUACCUAUUUAGGAGAUGAAGGAUCGUCUUUCAACUUACCUUCAUAUUCAUAGGUUUAACAAGUCUACCUUUAGAACGUAGAUAUUAUCAUAUAUAUCGAUAAUGAAAGAAAAUCAUGGUAAAUGAAGGAAAAUAAGCUUCUCUUUCUCUAAAGAUUAGAAGAAUAUCCUAAUAAUUUUAUGAUUUUUAACGAAUAUUUAGUUUUAAGCAAUUCAAAAGCUAUCAUUUUACUUAGUUUUGAUUUAUACCAGCUCUCAACUUUUUAAGUCUCUUAAAUAUAAGAUAUAUAUCCUCUUGAAACUAGCAAUCUCUUAUUUGCGAUAACUGAAGACUUUACAAUAAUUUAAAUUUUAUUAGAUACACAAAGUAUCUAAAUGAAAUUAUUAAAUACCUAUGAUGGAACUCAUUCUCAUAGAAUAUCAAAAAUAGUAUUUAAUACUUAACUCAAUUUUUUUUUAGCAUCAGAUGUAUCAGGUAUAAUAUCUAUACACAAUUAUAAGACUCAAAAAACUAUUCAAAUAAUAUAAAAAAAUACAUAAGCAGUUCAAUAAUUAAUUUUAGACUCUUAACUUUAAAUGCUCUUUGUUUGCUCAUAAGAUGGAAAUCUAGACAUCUAUAAUUUUGAAUAAAAAUUAAAUUAAUACAAAAUCUACUAAAAUAUAAAAUAUAAUACUGCAGUUAUGUAAAUAUAAUAUGAUGAAAUAGCGAAAUAACUAUUUGUUUGGAAUUCUUUACAGUAGAAAGUUUAAGUUUUUAAUUAUCAAAACUAAGAAUUUAUUUUGGCUAAUUAAAUUUUAGCUCCUAGUGAUUAUGGAGUAUAGGUUAAAAUUUCUAGAUAAUUUAAUCUUAUUUCUAUUAUUUGCACAUUCUAAAUUAACUUCUAUAAUUAUUCAAAAGACUUUCAAUUUUUGAGUUAUUUGAGAUAACCAUCAUCAAUUUAUGAUAUAGCUGAUAUAAUAUUCUUGUCAAGAUAGCUUAUUGUUGUUGUUUGUAAAAGCCAAAUUCUAGUUUUAAAUAUUUCUUAGCAACAAGCAAGCAUAUAAAAGAAAUUUCCAAGCUUAUAUUCUUAAAUAAUUUUUUCAUAGUUUGAAGAUAAUAUCACAGUAAAAUUGAAAGGAGUCAACUAAGUAGGCAUAUUUAACUAUACUUUUGUUUAAGAAUUGCAGCCAACUGACUUAAGCUAGAUUUGCUACUACAACUUCAAAUAAACAAGCACCUAUUUCUAAUGGUUGAGUGAUUUGAAUCUUUAAAUACAAUCAUAAUAAAUAUUAGGUUAAAAUUAAAUUUAAACAUAAAUCUUGACUGUUGAAAUGAGUAAUAACUCUGAAUUUAACCUCAUUCCAUAAAAUUAGAAUUAAAAUUAGUUAAAUCAAAUUUAUACAUACAGUAAAGAGGAUGAUUUUUAAAAUAGUAUUAAUAUAAAAUUUACUAGUUUUUUGUAAUUUGAGCUUGAAAUAAUUUAAAUACGAGAUUUUUUUUGGGUUUUAGAUGACUACAAUUAAGUAAAAUUUAAUCCAAAAACUUAGAAAAUAAUAUUAAUGAAUUAAUCUUUGCAAAGUGAAUUUCAUGGAAACAGCAUUUAACUCUAAAAUUUAAAUUAAGUAAUAAUGCAAAACAUAACAAUUUAAAAUUCAAAAUUUUAAAAUAACAAUAUUACAUAAGCUGAUAAUCCUUAUUUUUAUAACAUAUUUAAUGUCAACGAAGUAUAUAUUUCAAACAUUAAAAUUACUCAGUCAUAUUUUAGUAAUUAGGUCUUAUUAUUAAUUGAUAGUUCAAAUAUAGUUACUAUUGAUACUUUAGAAAUAGAUUAAAUAUAUUACAAUAAUAUAAAUUCUUUAAAUUAACAAGAUGUUCAAAAUUUACUUUUUAACUUGAUUGUAGUUAGAAAUUGUAUAAAUUUAACCAUUAAAAAUGUUGUAUUUAGAAGUACCUUGACAUAGAUGACUUUCAUAGUAAUGAAUUUGAAUGCCAAUUAAAAUUUAAUAAUUGAACAGUUUAACGCUUAAAAUUGCUAAAAUAUUAUUCUUUUGAGCAUUUCUCCUACCAAUUAUUAGCAAGAUAAGACAAUAAUCCUCUAAAAUGAUAUUAUAUAACUUUCUUAAUUCUAAGUUUCUAAUUGUCAGACUCUAGAGAAUCAUCCUCUUAUUUACUUAUAAUCUAAUAAUAUAUUGAUAAAUAAUACUAUUUUUGAAAAUAAUUUUUGUAUAAAUUCUUAAGGAUGCUCUUUUUUAAUUUAAUAAAGCUACUUUGUUAUGUAUAAUUCUAUUUUCAUUAAAUAGUAAUCAGGUCAGGGUGGUGCAAUUAGUAUUACAAAUACAAUUAAAACAAGCUUAAUUUAAAAUUGCACUUUUUUUAACAAUACAGCAUUUGUAGGAGGAGCAAUCUAUUUACAAAAUUCAGAUAUAGAUGUUGUUAAUACAACAAUAAUAUACAAUAAUGCAUUUAUAGGAGGAGGAAUUAGAUAUAUUCAAAAAAUACCAAAAUUCAUUUAUUAAAAUUAAAUAGAGUAAACAACUAAUAAUAUUUCACAAAAUUAAGCUAAAGUAUUUGGAAAUAACAUAGGAUCAUAUCCUAGAUAUAUGGUGGCUACAAGCUUAAAUACUACAAUAAGAUCUCUUUAAGAAAGAAUAAGCUCAAACGAACUGUAGUAAAUGUAUAAUUACUAAAUAGACUCUUUCAUGAGUGGGGAUUAUUUCAAUAUAGGUCUCAAAGUGUUUGAUGAAGAAGAUAACAUUGUUUAAUACUAACCAAAAGAUGAUAUUCCUGAUGUUAUCAAAACAGAAUUAAAUUAGUAUUCUAUAAAUUGCUUAUAAGGAGAAGAAAUAAAUUUAAGUGGGAAUACAUUUUUCAAUGAAUACAACAAUUAUACUUCUUUAUUUAUAAUAGACAAUCUUAUUUUAAAGGGUAAUCCUUCUUCAUAAAGAGAAUUUUAUAUUCAGAAUUAGUUCAUUUACGUACCGUCCAUAAAUAACUCUUAAACUCUAGUACUCUAAAAUAUAAAUAUUAAAGUUAAAGUUAAUUUCAGGAAAUGCCUUGUGGGAGAAAUUUAUAUAACAUAAACAAUUGAUAGCCCAACCUAUUGCAUGCCCUGUCCAUAAGAUAAAUAUUCUUUAAUUGAGUAAAGCCCAACUACAUCAGAUUAAACGUGCAAACUAUGUCCAGAUACAGCUUAUAAAUGUUAAGGUAGCACAAUAAUACUUAAAAAUGGGUAUUGGAGAGAAAAUAACCAAACCGAUAAUAUUGUAUAUUGUAAAAGGAAUGAAAAAAACUGCUAAGGAUAGGAGUCAAAUAAUAUAAAUUAUUGUGCACCUGGAUACGUUGGUCCUCUUUGUGAGUAGUGUGAUUUAAUAGGAGAUGUAUGGAAAAGUAAAUAUAUGAAUGAUGGUUAGUAUAAUUGCGUUGCUUGCAAAGAUAGCAUUCCAUUGAUUUUCUAAUAUGUAGGAGUAGCUCUAUUGAGCUCAAUUUAUUUAAUAUAUGGAAUCAGGUAAGUGAUUAUUACAACUAUAGUUAAAAUUUAGUGCUUCUAUUUGAGAAAAAUGAAUUUGGUAUGCGUAAGUAGGAGUGAAUCAAGAGAUUAGACAGAUAUUUAUAUCAAACUUUUAAUGCAUUUUAUGCAAGUAGGUUCAAUUGUUUACUAAAUACAGUUACCAAAAAUAUUCUAAUUUUUAUCAGUUUCUAUCGGGUCACCAUUGGAUACUUUAAAAUACUCUUAAGAUUGUAGGAGCGUUUUUUUAGCUUAGUAUAUUAAGCCAGCUUAUGGACGUAUUUUAUGGCAAUAAAUUAUAGCAUUAGGAUACAUUCAGUUUCUUAUGAUCUUUUAUUUUUUUGUAGUAAUUACAAAGAUAGUCAGAGCAAAUAAAAAUUAUCUAAUAAAUGGAUUUAUAUUUGUGUUUUUAUUUAUGUAGCCCAAUAUUUUAUCUGGAUUGACUUCUAUGAUGACUUGCAGAUAAAUAGGAGAAAAAUCAUACAUUGCUGGAGAUGUUACUUUAAUUUGCUAUUCAUAAGAACACAAAACAUUUAUAGGCUACUUAAUCAUUCCAUUAUUCAUUUUUUGGGCAAUAGUACUUCCUUUUUUAUGGCUUUAUUGCCUAGUUAUAAAUAAGAACAGACUUGAUAAUUCUAUAACUAGAUUAAGAUUUGGUCCUUUGUAUCAAGAAUACAAAAAAGUGACUUAUUAUUGGGAGAUUACAAAAAUUAAUCUGAAAAUGCUUAUAAUUUUUGUGAGCACAUUUUUUGAGGAUUAUCAAAGUAUAUAAGGAACUCUUUGCACAAUCAUUUUAUUUUUAUAUCUUUUACUUUCUUUUUAUAAGCGCCCUUAUAUUUCAAUAUAAUUUAACAAAACUGAUUAAAUUUGCAAUAUUAUACUGAUAAUAUGUAUUUAACUAAACUAGUUUAUUUAAACUACUUAAUAAGAUCAAUUUCUGGUACUGGCAAGCAAUUAUUUGCUUAUUAUUAUAAACUAUAGCUUUAUGGCUUACCUGAUUUAUAAGAUAAUUAAAUCUAAAUUAAUAAAACUUAUAACUAUUCUUAUAAAAAAAAUAUACUGCCUCAAUAACCUUUUACCAAAAUAGUUAUAGGAUUAUCCUGAAAGGCAAAAGAAUGCUUUUAAAAAUUGGAAAAAAGCUCUUAAACUUAUAUCAAUUCAUCUCUGCCAUUUAAAAGAGUAAAAAGCUUAAAUUGAAAGUAGUAGAUGCCAACUUACUAAAGAAAUAGUUUAGAGAAAUUCUUUGAAAUUUUUUGCACUUAAAAAUUCAAAAAGAGGAGGUUAAGAAUGGGAUUCUCUCAUUUAGCAAUAUUAAAUUUCUAAAUAUUAAGACAAUUAGUCUAUAUGUACAUAAAAGCCAUAAAAUGUUUAGGAUACCAACUUUAAUAUGAAACAAACAAAUAACAUUUCUAGCACAAAUAUGAUAUAACAAAAUAUAACAUAAGAUUAGUAAAUAUAAACUCCUAGGGGUAGUGAACAUGUUUUAUGUAGAUCACCUUCCAUAUUUAAGCAUUAAUUCUUAAAAAAAAUGGAUAUGUGUACAAAAAAUUAAAAUAUAGAAAUUUAAAGUAAAAGUAAUAAAUCCUCAAUAUCCUCUAGCAGUGUAAGCAGUAAUAUUGAUAUUUUAAAUAAAGAAAUUGCUGAGAGUUAGAAAGAUAAUUAACAAAACUAAUAAAACUCACAAAAGUAAUAUUUAGAUAAUUAAGAUUAACAGGACAGUUUAAUAUUAGAUUAACAUAAUAUGAAAGAAGCAAAAGAAGAAGUUACAAAUGUUAUCGAAACAAUGAUCGACAAUUACAAUUUUUAAAAUAUAAUGAAAUUUAAAUGA